AUGGUUUUAGAGGCUUCAAAGUUUGCAAAGAUUGCCUCUCUUCCAGUCGUUAUUGUUUCAGCAGCUAUCCUAACAAUUCUAAACAAGUUUAUGUUUGGACAAUACGGCAAAGGUGAUACAAUUUAUCCGAUUCAUCAAUUUUCUAAGCCCUGGUUCCAAACCAUUAUUGGACUUGGUGGCAUGGCUUUAGUAAUGAUCUGGUACGAUAUAUUAAGGUGUGUUAAACACAUUAAAAUUGAAGAAGAAGCGGUUGACACAAAUUAUGUUAAAGAUUCACCCGAAGAGAAGCAAAACAGAUGGAAAUUUUACGUUAAAUGUGCUAUACCAGGCAUGGCACGCGUUAUGGCACUCGGUUUAGCCAAUAUAAGUUUAUUAUUUUUAGAUGCAUCAACAUUCCAAGCUUUACAAUGUGGUAUUCUUCUAUUUUCCAUCCUUAUCAAGGCGAUUUUCAAGAGAAAGAAGAUAGUUCUCCAUCACCUUGUCUCAAUUUUCUUCGUAAUUGUUGCAGCUUGUUUCCUUUACGCAGCAUCUCUUAUCGAAUCGCACAGCUCCAAAGAAACAAUUACAGCUUUAAUACUCGUUUGCCUUACUUUGGUGAUGAAAGCCGCAGUUUUCGUUCUUGAAUCAUCAAUCUUCAGAAAGAUUCGUACAAAAGCGGCUUUGAUCGUCGGACUUGAAGGUUUCUGGGGUUUCUUCUUCGUUUUUGCCGUAAUUAUCCCAAUAUUACAUUCUUCAACGGUAGAUCCCGAAGGAAAUGGCAUUCACGAGAACCUAUGGGAUACUCUAGUCAUGCUCAAGAAUAAUGGCUUAUGGUUGAUCCCAGAAUUUUUCGUAUUAGGAUUUUCAGUGUUAAAUGUCAUUGGAAGCCAAUAUGUUACAUCCCAAAAUAAUCCAGAGAGACUUCCUAUGCUUGAAGGCACUGCUGCUAUCAUUGUUUGGCUUGUAGAAAUUAUUUUGCAUUAUUCAUUGCGAAAAACACAAUACGGCAUGAGCCAUCCACAAAUAGGCGAGCCACUGAAGGGAUAUUCUAUACUCAGAUUCAUUGGUUUUGGACUAAUGGCCAUCGGAGUCAUUGUUUAUGGAAAACUUUUCCAUUUCAGCUGGCUGUACGCUCAAAUUCUCAGUACAACAAGCAGAUUCAGAUCAGGAAAUACUUUUGUACCUCUUUCAUCUCAGAAAGAACAAUCACCUGAACAACAACAAGAAUAUACAAAAUAA
Trichomonas vaginalis G3 is the source of this 1218-nucleotide messenger RNA. Its product is annotated as negative regulation of mitochondrial outer membrane permeabilization protein. The record is from RefSeq and is a predicted model, not a curated record. Gene Ontology annotation, cellular component: membrane. The coding region runs from base 1 to 1218 and encodes 405 amino acids. The transcript has a single exon. NCBI's taxonomy places the organism in Eukaryota, Parabasalia, Trichomonadida, Trichomonadidae.